This is a messenger RNA of Penicillium oxalicum, 3273 nucleotides long. RefSeq names its product putative ATP-dependent permease ADP1. NCBI's taxonomy places the organism in Eukaryota, Fungi, Ascomycota, Eurotiomycetes, Eurotiales, Aspergillaceae. Bases 1 to 3273 code for a protein of 1090 amino acids. Gene Ontology annotation, molecular function: ATP hydrolysis activity; ATP binding; ABC-type transporter activity. The transcript is spliced from 3 exons. The record is from RefSeq and is a predicted model, not a curated record. Gene Ontology annotation, cellular component: membrane.
AUGCGGUCAACAUCCGCAUUCCUCUUCUCGGUUGUCGCUCUUGUCUGCUCCUCUACCUCAGCAGCAGCCUGGAGCGAUGUCUACGACGUGAAUCUUAUCCCUCGAUCCCCCUUCUCGUUGCUCGACGAUAGGCCCCCCGAGUGUCCGCCAUGCUUCAACUGCCAACUUGACUCCUACAACUGCACCCAUUUUGCGCCUUGCAACAAGUACAACGGCAAGUGCUCUUGCCCGCCGGGCUUUGGAGGCGAUGAUUGCUCGAUUCCGGUCUGCGGAUCGUUGGCGGAUGGCGAGAAUCGUCCACGACGAGAGGGCGAUACUUGCGACUGCAAAGAGGGCUGGUCUGGUAUUAACUGCAAUGUGUGCGAGACCGAUAACGCUUGCAAUGCAAUGAUGCCCGAGGGCGAGGGUGGUCGAUGCUACAAACAGGGUGUCACUGUCAAGGAGAAUUUUCAGAUGUGCGAUGUCAACAACCGAAAGAUUGUCGAUCAGCUCGACGGUCGCAAACCUCAGGUGACUUUUUCGUGCAAAGACGAAGACAAAACUUGUAAUUUUCAAUUCUGGGUCGCUCAGAAAGAGUCUUUCUACUGCGAGCUGGACACGUGCGACUGGGGCAUACAGAACGACUAUGACACGAACACCACCCACUACAAGUGCGAGAAUGCCCACUGCAGCUGCAUCAAGGACAGAUUUCUGUGCGGCGAGAACGGAUCUAUCGAUCUCAGUGACUUUCUCGAUCAAGAAAUUAAAGGUCCAGCCACAUUCUCGACGAAAUCCGAUGCCAAGGGGACCCAAAGCUUCUUUUCUGAACCGGCAAUGAACCAGUUAAUUAGCAGUGUUUUUGGGGACCCCAGCAUCUUCCUGGGCUGCAACUCCGGAGAGUGUCUAUACAAGACCGACGAGCCUGGUUACGAACGACCUAUCAAGAAGAUCAAUACUCCCCUCAUUGCAGGUGUCAUUGCCGGCUGUUCUCUCUUUGUGGUUGCUGUCAUUUUGCUGUUCUGGUAUCUGUCUCGCCGUGCUGCUCGUCGAGGCUACCUACGUUUGUCUCUUUCCGAUGACUCUGAUGACGAAUCUGCUAGACUUUUGGCUGAGCAUCGGCCCGCAGCCCUUUUCUGGGAUAAUGUGUCAUAUUACCUGAACGGGAAAGAAAUCCUCUCGGGAAUCCACGGCUCUUCCGGGCCAGGACAGAUCACCGCCAUCAUGGGUGCAUCUGGUGCAGGGAAAACCACAUUUCUGGACCUACUGGCACGCAAGAACAAGCGCGGUGCGGUGCAUGGCAAUUUCUAUGUCAACGGCGAAAAAAUAGCCGACAGCGAUUUCAAGAGUUUGAUAGGCUUUGUUGAUCAAGAAGACACGAUGCUGCCCACUUUGACGGUUCACGAAACCAUUCUCACCAGUGCUCUUCUCCGGCUUCCUCGUGACAUGAGUCGGGCGUUGAAAGAGCAGAAGGUAUAUGAGGUGGAAAAGCAGCUGGGCAUUUAUCAUAUCAGGGAUCAAUUGAUUGGAUCGGAAGAAGGCAAAGGCCGUGGUAUCUCUGGGGGAGAGAAACGCCGUGUCGGUAUUGCUUGCGAGCUUGUGACUAGCCCGAGUAUUCUGUUUUUGGAUGAGCCUACAAGCGGAUUGGACGCCUAUAACGCAUUCAAUGUAGUUGAAUGUCUUGUGACCUUGGCCAAGACGUACAACCGCACCGUCAUUUUUACUAUUCACCAGCCUCGCUCCAACAUCGUCGCACUGUUUGACAGAUUGAUUCUCCUCGCUCGGGGACGUACGGUCUACUCCGGUCCAUUUUCAAAGUGCCAGCAAUACUUUGACGAAAUCGGAUACUCAUGCCCCCCUGGGUUCAAUAUCGCAGAUUAUCUCGUGGAUUUGACGAUGCAUGCUAGUGAAGCAACUUCGUAUCGUGAUGACAUUGGACCUCUUGCGGAAGCACACAAUGUACCACCAAAGACCGCGUCCAGUAGCCUCAGGGCUGUUAAGUCUGUCGCAAGCGCAUCCAACAUGAGCAUAGAAGAUAAUUCGAGCAUGGCAGCGGAAUCUUCAAAACGGCCAAAGAAUACUCGACGGGUAUCUAUCAAGCAGCAGCAGGAUCGUCAGUUGUAUUCUCGAAAGAAUCACCAGGCACGUCCUGGCACACCGAAGACUGAUGAGGAGGACGCUACACUUGAUGCGGUGGAAAACACUCAGCAAUGGCUUCGACUUCAACGCCAGCCUGGGAACGUUCCCCCGCAAAUUCUCGAUGACCCUGAUCAGCUGCCUCCGCCGGCGCCUGGUCAGACCGAUCUCGAUGUCCUUGUGGCCAGUUACGCCGGUUCAAACAUCAGCCGCGCCGUAGAGGAUGAGAUUAAGUCUGCUAUUCAGUCGGCUCAGACUGCGAACGGCUCUUCUCACUCUCAUCUGGCCAAUGGUUCUGGCAACGGACAGACGGGCUACGCUCGGAUUAGUCUGGGCCGGCAGUUCCUCAUUCUCUCUCAACGCACAUGGCGUAACCUCUAUCGUAACCCCAUGCUGAUGCUUACUCACUACGCCAUCGCUAUACUCCUCGCUGUGCUUUCUGGGUAUCUUUUCUACGGGCUGACGGACGACAUUAAGGGGUUCCAAAACCGACUGGGUCUCUUCUUCUUCAUUUUGGCGUUGUUCGGGUUCAGUACCCUGACAAGCUUGACCGUCUUCUCCACGGAGCGACUCUUGUUUGUUCGGGAGCGGGCUAAUGGAUACUAUCACCCCGUCACAUACUUUGCUGCGAAGGUUGUCUUUGAUAUUGUGCCGCUUCGACUGAUUCCCCCUAUCAUCAUGGGAAUGAUUGUCUACCCCAUGACUGGGCUGAUUCCCGCGUGGCCUGAGUUCUUCCGCUUUAUGUUGGUUCUGGUCCUCUUCAACCUUGCCGCUGCUUGUAUCUGCCUGUUCAUCGGUAUCAUCUUCCGCGACGGCGGCGUGGCAAAUCUGAUUGGCAGUCUUGUGAUGCUGUUCAGUCUUUUGUUUGCCGGUCUUCUUCUCAACCAUGAUGCGAUCCCUGCAUCUGCUUUGUGGUUGCAAAGCCUCUCCAUCUUCCACUACGGGUUUGAGGCCCUUAUCGUCAACGAGGUCACUUUCCUGACAUUGAUCGAUCACAAGUAUGGCUUGGAUAUUGAGGUACCUGGUGCUUCUAUUUUGAGCGCGUUUGGUUUCAACACUCUCGCAUAUUGGCACGAUGUCGUGGGUCUGGCCGUCUUUUCCGGGGCUUUCAUCGUGAUUGCAUAUGCUGCCAUGCAUUUCCUUCUUGUGGAGAAGCGAUAA